AUGCCUUCACAAGUAGAGAGUGAUCCAAUAGAGAAUGUCAGUGGCAUCGCUGUCCAAAGUGGUAUACAACUUGAAUCACCACACCAAGACGUUAAUGAUUUGAUUCCAAGUCAUGAAGUCAGAAAUUCAUCCCUUGAAGAGUCAUUUCCACCAAAGGUUGAAUCUCCUACUUUAGUUGGUCUACCAUCACUGAAAAAGUCAUACAAACCAAUUGUACCAACUUAUGUCCCUCCUCCACCUUUUCCAAGUAGAUUGAAAAAAUCAAAGAAAGAGGAGCCCAUUAAGGAGAUCCUUGAGAAAAUCAAAGAAGAGACUCAUUGUGCUAACACUCUUGAAGAGUUGUGUCCAAAUGAGAAAAAGUUGAAUGGAGGUGAGAAAGUAAGUGUGGGGGAGAAUGAGAAUGUUGAUGUUCAUCAAAGAAAGUUGUUGCCUGAGACAAGUACAAUUCCAUGCACAAUUACUAAAACAAGGUUUGAUCAUUGCAUGAUAGAAUUAGGAGAAAUUAUUAAUAAUAAGUCUUAUUCUAAUUUUGCUUCUUUAAAUCUUGGUCCAUCAAGAAAAACUCAAGUUUUUAUUCAAUUGACAGAUCAAACCAAUGCUUAUCCUUUAGGGAUAGUGAAAGAUAUUUUUGUGCAGGCUUAUGGACUUGUCAUUCCAGGUGAUUCUUACAUAAUUGAGAUAGAAGAUGAGGGUGAUCCCAAUCUUACAUCAACUUUAUUUGGGAGACCCUUCUUACUCACUGCAAGUAAGAAGUUGGAUACAAAAGCAUGGAUACUUAGAAUGGAAUUUGAUGGUGAAGCACUCAAAUUCAAUGUGUUAGAUUCCAUUCAUAAAUACAUAAAGAAUGUGUCUUUGUUAGAAGACCCAACGUGA
Cannabis sativa is the source of this 873-nucleotide messenger RNA. RefSeq lists its product as uncharacterized. The record is from RefSeq and is a predicted model, not a curated record. NCBI's taxonomy places the organism in Eukaryota, Viridiplantae, Streptophyta, Magnoliopsida, Rosales, Cannabaceae. Bases 1 to 873 code for a protein of 290 amino acids. The transcript has a single exon.